Ostertagia ostertagi is the source of this 909-nucleotide messenger RNA. NCBI's taxonomy places the organism in Eukaryota, Metazoa, Nematoda, Chromadorea, Rhabditida, Trichostrongylidae. The record is from the annotation of a GenBank genome assembly.
AUGAUGGAACUCGACUGCCGGAUUCGGGCCUAUCGCUUCGUAGCUUAUGCGGCGGUCACUUUCUCCGUAAUCGCCGUGCUCUCCAUUAGUGUCUCUUUGCCAAUGGUUUACAACUAUGUUCACCAUGUCAGAAGAAGCAUGCGCAGCGAUUUGAGUGACUGCACGGGAACUGCCAAGUCAUUAUGGAGUCAGGUGAACAACAUAAAAUCCCUGCCUCAUCGCAACCGCACAACUCGGCAAAUGGGCUACGAUGACAUUGCCAUUUCAAGCGGAGGCGGUAUUGCGGGGAGUGGCUGCGACAAUUGCUGCUUACCCGGUCCCCCAGGCCCACCAGGCCCUGUUGGCCAUCCAGGGCGUCCAGGGAAACCUGGUGCCCCUGGUGCACCCGGAAAUCCUGGGCGUCCACCACAGCAACCAUGCGAGCCUAUUACACCUCCACCAUGCAAGCCAUGCCCACGUGGACCUCCUGGACCACCUGGACCUCCAGGGCCACCAGGAGACCAGGGUCAUAUGGGUCCUCCUGGACCAGUUGGUCCAGAUGGUCCAACUGGAGAGCAAGGACCUCCUGGGCCACAGGGUCCCAAUGGAAAACCGGGAGCUUCGGGAGCACCUGGAAAACCUGGAGAAAAUGGCGUCAAAGAGACUAUUCGUCCAGGACCGCCUGGACCUCCUGGACCACCGGGACCACAAGGACCACCAGGAGCAGUGGGACAACCUGGAACUGCUGGUGUGCCAGGACCGCAAGGACCAAAGGGGCCACCAGGAAUGAAUGGCGAAAAAGGCCCUGACGGCUUACCAGGCUCUCCUGGUCAAGCUGGAACCCCUGGUGAACCCGGCGAGCGUGGAGUUUGUCCAAAAUACUGCGCCAUUGAUGGAGGAGUUUUCUUUGAAGAUGGAACAAGGCGUUAA